UGUUUUGAUCUCUUUCGACGAACAUAUCGCGGAGUCCUCCUGCCGUAGUAACACGGCUGACGUCAACGUGACUACGUGUCUCUCGUUUCCUUCGGCCACUCAAAUCUUCCUUGUCCAUCCAAAUCCCAUACUUCUUCCCACAUGUCCGUCGUGGAGACACCCGCCAUGCCGCACUUGUCACGCUCUUGAUUACGUUACCAGAGAUAUUCGUUGCGCGGAAAACCGAUAUUCGCAUCUCUGAAAAUCUUUUGCGUUUUCUUCAAAGUCAGAAGCAGCACUAUCCAACGGGAUAUUCACAGACGAGUAGUACAAUUCAAGAAAAUAUUUGAUUUUGCUCGAAGACUUCAUUACUGUAGUCAACUGUACAACUGUACAACUGUAGGAAACGUUACUUUGCGAAAAUUUACAGAGGACUAUCAUUAAGGGAGGAGAGAGAUAGUUCCCACGCUCCCGGCGCAAGGAAUCCACGAGAAUAGAUGAGCAACAUCUCUUCCUCGAAGAGGAAUUCGAAGGUUCACAGGUAUUACAACGUGUGAUUAAGACCUUCCAACAAUCAUGUGGGGCGCUUUAUUGGAACCGUUUUUAUUUUUCUUUAUCCUGAAAUUAUUUGUUGCUAUGGGAAAUACAUAUCCAAUUACUGGUUCAGAACUUUCAAAAAAUAAUAAUAUAAUGACGUCCAUAAAUGAUUCAGCCGCAACAGUUACACCUUACGUAUGUGUUUACAUACCACCGAAUUUAGAUUUUUGUAAAUUCAUCAGUUAUAAAUCCAAAGAAAAUCUCUGGAAUUCAGAGAACAAACUACUGGAAAGUAAAAAGCACAAGUUAAUGGAGAGUAAUAAAAUGUACUUUACAUCACGCCCAUUGACACAUAUUCCAGGAGCAAAAAAAUUUCAAAAUCAUCCCUUUGUAAAAACUAUAAUAUAUGAAAUACAAAGAUGCAUACCGCCGAGAUUGCCAUUUGUUUUACCUUGGUGCACCGAUGAAGAUCUUUCCGAUAAGAAGAGCGAGAUCCGCCGGCUUUAUCCCUUCAUGAUAGAUGGUUUUUCAAAAGCAACGUACGAAUUUCCUAUGUAUGAUUUUUUAAAACAAAGUCGAGUGAUGCCAAAAUCGGCAUAAUUUGACAUACACACAAUGUGUAAAUCGAUGAAUUUAAAUGGUCAUUAACAGAGGUCAUGUCUAAAGCCCGGUGAUGUUAGAUAAAAAGAUAUUCUUAUUCAGUUUUAUUAUUUUAUCAUUUCUAUCGAGAAUCUCGUUGAUAAAUCCACAAUGUCAAAAAGGACAAUAAAAAUAACAGAUGUAAUACAAAAUUUUUAUACAUGUAAGUAUACGUAUAUAAGAAUUGAAGAGUAUAUACA
Molecule: messenger RNA, 1355 nt
Organism: Atta colombica
Lineage: Eukaryota; Metazoa; Arthropoda; Insecta; Hymenoptera; Formicidae
Exons: 4
Coding region: 556-1116 (186 amino acids)
Source: RefSeq, a predicted model, not a curated record